AUGACUCCCAAUACUAUAAUUGGCAAGGACAAAUCAAUAAAGGUCGUAAAAGAACCAGAAAAAGAAACUACGGACUAUAUUUUGAGUGUUGAUUGGGACAAGAACCCACAUAAAGGAGGCGAUAAUACUAAUUUACACUCCUCCGAUAAAACGAUUCUUGUUCAUAGAGCUUCGGACAAUAAGGAAAGAAGAAUAUUGCCAAAGAGCAAUUCCAACUUACCAGCUAAUCUUAUUUACCUUGAAUAG
This is a messenger RNA of Funneliformis caledonium, 246 nucleotides long. Lineage: Eukaryota; Fungi; Glomeromycota; Glomeromycetes; Glomerales; Glomeraceae. The record is from the annotation of a GenBank genome assembly.